Gekko japonicus is the source of this 3258-nucleotide messenger RNA. It is a transcript of the gene RNF214, whose product is annotated as ring finger protein 214. NCBI's taxonomy places the organism in Eukaryota, Metazoa, Chordata, Lepidosauria, Squamata, Gekkonidae. The transcript has 14 exons. The record is from RefSeq and is a predicted model, not a curated record. Bases 9 to 1781 code for a protein of 590 amino acids. Gene Ontology annotation, molecular function: ubiquitin-protein transferase activity.
GAAGAGCGAUGGCCUCCGAGCAGACCACAGAGGAGGGCGGCACCAGCCUCUUGGCCGCCGGGCUCGGCUCCAGCGACUCCGACCUCUCCACCGGACCUGCCAGCAAACGUGACCUUUCCAUUCCCCACGACGAGGAUUGCCUGCCGCUGGCCGCUGUCCACCCCCAUCCUGCAGUCUGUGAGGACUGGGAAGAGGAUCGCUUGGAGGCAGCAGAAAGGGGCCCGGGGUUGCCACAGAGUGAUGAUUCCUCCCUGCCGGCUCCCCAGGCGCAAGAGGUCCCCAAAGAGCCUUCGUCUGCUCCCGCGGAGGCCCUGCUCCCCUCGCCUCAGGCCUGUCCCUCAAGUGAGGAGUUCUCCUCUUUGCCCGACUCGGACAAUGCGGUGGGAGAGAACAGGCUCCAGAUGGCCCCGCCGCCCCUGCAGGCAGCCCACUCCACGGACCAGGCCGGUGCCGUCCUCCUCCUCUGCUCCGAGGCUGAGCUGGGAUCUUUGAUCUUGCAGCACGACAGGCGGCAGAACGGAUGCCUGGACGUGGAAGACACUCCCUUGGUGGAAAGCCCCGAUCAGGAAGGCUUGUCCCAGAAGUCCUUGCAGAACAUCGCGGUCCAGACUGACUUCAAGACGGCUGACCUGGAAGUGAACACAGACCAGGAUAUUGAGAAGAACCUGGAUAAGAUGAUGUCCGAGAGGGCUUCACUGAAGGAGCGCUACCAGGAAGUGCUGGACAAACAGAGGCAGGUGGAGAAUCAGCUCCAGGUGCAGCUCAAGCAUCUCCAGCAGCGCCGGGAGGAAGAGAUGAAGAAUCACCAGGAGAUUCUGAAGGCCAUUCAGGACGUGACUGUGAAACGGGAAGAGACCAAGAAGAAGAUGGAAAAGGAGAAAAAGGAGUUUUUGCAAAAGGAACAGGACCUGAAGGCAGAAAUUGAGAAGCUCUGUGAAAAAGGCAGAAGGCUGCUGAAAGAGCAAGAGGAGAAGGAGAACAAGAUUGUGUCACUCAUUGCCGAACAGUCCGAGGAGAAGGAGGUCUGGGAGAUGGAGCUGGACAAGCUGAAGAACCAGCACAAUGAAAUCAACCAGUCCAUCCUGGAGGAGACGGAGCGGGCUUGGAAGGCAGAGAUCCUGUCCCUGGAGAGCCGCAAGGAGCUGCUGGUGCUGAAGCUGGAAGAGGCCGAAAAAGAAGCUGAGCUGCACCUCACCUACCUCAAAUCCGCCCCGCCCACCCGGGAGACCAUCCAAGCCAAGCAGGAGUGGGACAAGAGGCUGAAGGUGAUACGGGUGACCAAGGAGAGUGUGCGGGACCGGUUCAACGACCACAUCCAGCUCGUGCGGAAGGGAGCCAAGCUGAGCAGCCUCCCCCAGAUCCCCACGCCCCCAGCCCAGCUGACGGCCAUCCUGCAGCAGAUCAAGGCGGCACGGCGCACCCUGGCAGGGCUCACCAUGGAAGAGCUGAACCAGCUGGUGGCGGCCAGGCUGGCCGAGCAGCAGGAAAGGGUGGCCACCGUAGCAGCGCAGCCUCUCGGCCGCCUCCGCUCCUCCAUGUUCCCUGCUCCUCUGCCUCAGAUCAGCAGCCCGAUGUUUCUGCCGCCGGCACAGGUGCCCUAUGCUGGGACACCCGCCCAGGCUCCCGUGGCUUGCAAACUCUGUCUGAUGUGCCAGAAGCUGGUGCAGCCCAGCGACCUCCACCCCAUGGCCUGUUCCCACGUGCUGCACAAGGAGUGCAUUAAAUUCUGGGCCCAGACCAAUGCAAACGAUGCCUGUCCCUUCUGCCCGACGCUGAAAUGACCACCGCUGGACACAGGAGGGUGGUGGUGCUUGCCUGCGAGGGGCACCCUGGAUUUCUACAACUCUAUAUUUAUACAGCCAUGUAUACACAUGUACAUUUUUAUUCUAUAGGGAAUGUGUGUAUAGAAAGUCCGUAUACAGACUAGUUCAGAAUUAAAGUGUGUAUAUUAUGCAGGAGUCUCGCUUUGUGCCUCGUGCUCAAUUUCCCACGCUCUGGUUCCCUCAGGCCUGUGGCACUACUCUCGCCCACCCUUCCGCCCCACCAGAAAUAAGGCAGCCAGGAGGCCUUUCUCUCUCAAGGUAAUAAUUUACUGUGUUGAACGUUCCUGACGGACACAGACACGAGGGGGAGAGAAGGCCAGUUACAAACUGCUGGCAUCGCUCCACCGGCCCUUGCCCUGUGCGCAAUCCCCUUUCAUCUCCAAUCCUGGCCAGCUCCUUGGGGGCAAAGCUGGGUCCCUCCCUCUGCCCCAUAUGCUUCGGCAGGGGCCUCAUGCCCCCCUGGCAGGCUUCCACUCAGGUCCCCGCCCCAAGCUGGAGCUGCUGGUUCAACUGACUAAGGAAGGGCCCGCUCCGCCUCAGGUGGGUGCAUGUCUUUUGCCAGCUGCAGAGUCUGGGCCUGGCUUUCCCUCCUGGGUGACACGUCCAUCUGUUUCUUCAGCUUUCUGAUCAGGGCCUCCAUUCUCUGCAUUUCUUUUGGAGCUUGUCAAGCUGUCGCUUGCCUCAGCGUUGCACAGAACUGUAGGCUGAUGCUUGUGUGUGCGAGAACCUGACACUUCGGGCCGUUUACUCACACUGUUUGGCUCACCUCAUUCUUCUAAAAAGGGGGGGGGGCAGGGAGAGGGCCCCUUUGCAACCUCAUCACCUGCUUCGGAAGGCCCAGGCAGCCCAGCUAUAAAAGUGCCCACGGUUCAUCUUUCGGUAAAAGAGUCACCAGCCGGCAUGGAAUGUCAGAACUGGGCCCGGGUGGCAGAAUGCAGCAGCCCUGAUGUCCAGAGAAGGUCUGUCGCUGCUUCCUCAGUGGCUCGGAGGCGAUGCCAGACGCUUGGGCCCUCCCCAAAGAGUAAGCCGCUUGAGAGGGACAAGACAGGAGGUGGGGGUUGGGGGUCGUGAGGGGGGGGUGAGUGCAGGGACGUUCUAAAAAGGUUCGAGGUGGGCUAGAGGGGGCUGCAGCCCAUCCGGGUCUCCCAGAACAGGAUGGGGGAAUCACGUCCAGCACACAACCCACAGAGUGCGUCCACUCCACCCCUCCCCCCCCCGCUAUGUCACCCAGCAGCCACCCUCUCACGCUCAAGCACAGAAUGCCAAAAAGCAGCCAACCAGUCCUUUAAAAAAGACCAAACCAAAAAGAUUGUCUGGCUCCUCCUCCUUCACUUGAGACUGAGACGAACGGGGCCGUUAAAGGCCAACAUCACAAGUAUUUACAGCGUGUCGUGUUGUAGAGAGAGCCCCCAGCACAAAGAGCACAGCUGCCUCC